Messenger RNA from Patiria miniata (bat star), 3412 nucleotides. RefSeq names its product uridine-cytidine kinase-like 1 (gene uckl1). NCBI's taxonomy places the organism in Eukaryota, Metazoa, Echinodermata, Asteroidea, Valvatida, Asterinidae. The transcript is spliced from 18 exons. Gene Ontology annotation, cellular component: cytoplasm. Gene Ontology annotation, molecular function: kinase activity; ATP binding. The record is from RefSeq and is a predicted model, not a curated record. Bases 81 to 1628 code for a protein of 515 amino acids.
UUCAAAAUGGUAGGUUCUAAAAACAUGGCGGAUAGUUCUACUUGCGUGUGGCCGCGCUGGAAAAAGCACACGUAAAUGACAUGGAUAGACCGCGAUCAGGCAGUUCUCAAAGCAGUGCAAGCAGCAAUGAUGACACUUUUGACAGCAGCAUAGGAUCCACACCAAGUUCACCAUCCAAGACACGACAAAGAACGACGUCAACGGGCAGCAUGCCAGUAAACGUCCUGAAAACCACCCAGAAUAGGACGAUCUACACAGCGGGCCGGCCACCAUGGUAUGACUCACACGGAGAACUCAAAGAAGCCUUUGUGAUCGGAUUGUGUGGUGGCAGUGCGUCUGGCAAGACCACAGUAGCUAACAGAAUCAUCGAGGCCUUAGAUGUUCCAUGGGUUAGCUUACUGUCGUUGGACUCGUUCUAUAAGGUGCUGAAUGAAGAGCAACACAAAAAGGCUGAGGAAAACGAGUACAACUUUGAUCACCCAGAUGCCUUUGACUACGGCCUGCUCAUACAAACACUCAAGAAUUUGAAGGAAGGCAAAUGUGUUGAGGUUCCCAUUUACGACUUUAACACUCAUGCUAGGAGGAAAGAACAGAAAACCAUCUAUGGAGCCAAUGUGAUCAUAUUUGAGGGCAUUUUGUCAUUUGCAAAGAAAGAACUGGUUGACAUUAUGGACCUGAGGAUAUUUGUGGACACCGACUCGGACAUCCGGCUUGCGCGACGGCUGCGUCGCGACAUCUCGGAGCGAGGGCGCGACAUCGAGGGCGUCCUGAAGCAGUACAACAAAUUUGUGAAGCCUUCGUUUGAGCAGUUCAUCGAGCCCGCGAUUCAACACGCAGACAUAGUUGUACCAAGGGGGGCUGAAAAUGAUGUUGCGAUGGAGUUAAUCGUUCAGCACGUACACGAUCAACUCGAAAAGAGAGGCUUAAUGUUCAGAUCCAAGCUACUUAUGGCCCAUCACAACCAACCCUUGCCAGAUACUCUCACCGUGGUGGAGAAUACCAUACAAGUCCAGGGACUGCAUACAUUCAUCAGGAACAAAAACACGUGUCGAGACGAGUUUAUAUUCUACUCCCAACGCCUCACACGAAUCCUCAUAGAAAGUGCAUUGGCGCUUCUGCCAUUCGAGGACUGUGAGGUAAACACGCCACAGAACACAUCCUACAAAGGCAGGAAAUUCACUGGCAGGUCGGAAGAUGGUCGUUCAAAGCUUUGCGGUGUGUCCAUUUUAAGGGCUGGUGAAGUGAUGGAGCCCGCCCUCUGUGAGGUUUGCAAAGACAUUCGCCUCGGCAAAAUCCUCAUCCAGACAAAUCUCGAUACUGAUGAACCGGAGCUUCACUACUUGCGGCUUCCCAAGGACAUCGAGAAAGAUCAUGUGAUCUUGAUGGACGCUACCGUGGCAACAGGAGCGGCGGCCAUGAUGGCUAUUAGGGUCUUACUGGAUCACGAUGUACCUCAGGAAAACAUCAUGCUGCUGUCGCUACUUAUGGCAGAGUCAGGUGUUCACACAGUUGCGUAUGCAUUUCCCAAAGUCAAGAUUGUGACAACAGCGGUGGACAAAGAAGUAAACGACAACUUCCACAUAAUCCCAGGAAUAGGAAACUUUGGCGACAGAUACUUUGGUACAUAGCUCCAGUUACUGUGGCAUCAUCUCAUAUUCUAGGUCAGAGAUCAACAUGGAGGUCAAGGGUCACUGGGACAGUUUUUAAAUGACUUUGGAAUUACUAGCGUGGUCAUUUUGUAGAGAAAAGAAAAAGAUAUUCAGCAGAAAGUAUUCAGUUCUUUUUAACUUUUUACAAAAAAAUUAGGAAAAUUGGUCAAGAUUUUGUGAUAAAUGCACAUCUGAAGAGUGCACUCAAACUGACCGACUCCAGACGUGAUCUGUUACACGGUACCCUGUGGAGACAUGGGUAUAAUAGGGAACAAAAGAUUGAAUACGUCUCCACAGAGCAAUUUCUAUAGUUGAAUACGUCUCCGCAAGGUUAUCACGGAAUAGAUAUAUUGAUUUUACUCAAAAACUCGGAAUUUCCAAGGUGUGUUGAUCCGUCGCAAAUUAAAGUAAUUUAUGUAAGGGACCGAAUUUCAGCCUGGAAAUAAAUUCUGGUUAAAAUAACAGCAUUUUGAAACUACACUUUCAAACUCAAAAACUUUAGUACACGAGAACAAAGAACUGACUCCACCAGGAUACAAAUUCCAGUAUGCUGGGACUGUACCCAUCCUUACAGAUUCCAACAAAACGUGCCGUUUGAUGGGUUGAGUUCUGAAUAUGGGUUGAUGGCGAAGUCAUGAUAGUUUCGUUCCGUUUUAAUAAAACGGACAGCAUUUUGAGUUCACAUCAGUUUCCACAGUCACAUUGAGCAAAACUGAUGUUGAAAUAUCUCGAUUUGAACACAUGAACUUUUCAAAUGUACUUAUUUAUGUCAUAACAUUUGAAGGGGUGACGUAAAUUACAUUUUUGUUUUCAGUUUGUUAAGUUUCAUGAAUCCAGUCAGGUGAUCACUGUCUACUCCCAAGGCCCCCUUCAAUGGAGAAACCAUUGCGUGCUAUUGUACAAAGCAACUGCCCCGUGACGGAUUAUCUGAACAAUAGCUAGCACAAUGCUUUCGCCAUUGAAGGGGGCCUUCAUGAUAGAAUUGAUGGCGUGCCUGGAUUGGUCUACAGGGACAUUUAGAUUCAGGUUUUUUUUUUAUACUUUUAUCAUAAUUUGCAGUUCUAGUAUUCUCGUACGAUUUACAUUGAAUCUUGAUCAUAUGUUCUUUUUGCCUUCUCUUUCAAUUUUUUUUUUUCAAUUUUUUUUUUUAGCAUUUAAUUAUGAAUAAAUGUGAAUAAAUUUUAUUCAAGCUUUUGAACAGGGGUGUGAAAUCUCAGCUUUAAAGCCGAUUUCAGCUUAUUUUGUUUUGGAUUUCAGAUUUUUUCCCUCACUUGCCGAGUACAAAAGUAUAGGAGAUUUCCAAAGUUCAGCUUUUUUACACCUUUUUUCAGCUGUUUUCAGCUAUUUUAAUCAGUGGUCACUCACACCCCUGUUUUAAGUAAUGAGAGGUUUAUUCACAAGUCAAAAUCUUACCACCUUAAAAAGGUUGAAUUAUUGCAAGAAAUUGAUGUACUAUUUAUGGGUGUGUUUGAGUAACCUCACCCGAUCAACUCAUCAUUGAUCUAACGUCAUUCUCGGGGCUCACCCGGGUCAGCCACCACAGACCCUGCUCAUAAAGCAGAGUCAGUGGUGGACAUACGUCACAGGCAUGCGUUGUUCAUUCCAAAAAACUGACAAAUAAUUUGGACAGCGGAAAUCUCAAGUGGACUCAAAAAUCAACUUUAUUUGAAGCCGGGGUAAUUAUUUAUUAAGCAGGCAAGCAACUUUUCCUCGGAUCAGCUGAUUUCCUCUUUUUUCACUUCCAAUGUGUGCUAUUGAAAAUA